AUGGAUGGUCUCACUGGAGACAACAGACCAACCUUGGCAAAGCUGGCUCCACCUGUGUUUAUCAAGAAACCACCAACUUUUGUGGAGGUUCUGCUGGGAGACUCACUGACUCUCAGCUGUGGAGCCCAUGGCAACCCUCGACCAACUGUUGUCUGGCAUAAAGAUGAGAGUCCAAUUGAGAAACAUGAAAAAAUAAAAGUGCUCAAUGGUACCUUGUCUUUGGCCUCCGUCACAAGAAAUAUUUCAGGAGUGUACAAAUGUCACGUGUCCAACACUGAGGGGAACCUGACCCACUCUAUGCAGCUGCAGGUCAAAGGUCCUCCAAUCAUCAUCAUCUACCCAGAGGACACCACUCUCAACAUGUCCCAGGAUGCAGUUCUGCAGUGCCAGGCUGAUGCCUACCCUUCCAAUCUCACCUACGAGUGGUUGAAACAAGGACAGAAUGUUUACCAUAUUGAGUCUCUAAAGUCCAGAGUGAAGAUUUUGGUGGAUGGAACGCUUCUUAUCCCUAAUCUCAUCCCAGAAGAUGCUGGCAACUACACCUGUAUCCCAACUAAUGGGAUAUUGACCCCGCCCUCUGCCUCUGCACAUCUGAAAGUGAAACACCCUGCGCGUGUAGGCCGAAUGCCCCGGGAAACAUACUUGCCUGCGGGCAUGGAGGGGGUCAUUGUCUGUCCUGUCCAGGCUGAUCCACCUGUGUUGUAUGUCAACUGGACCAAAGACGGGAAUGAUUUAAAUCUUGACAAUUUCCCAGGUUGGAUGGUGAACUCAGAGGGCUCAGUUUUCAUAGCAACAGCCAAUGACAAUGCUGUUGGCAUGUACACUUGUACUGCCUAUAACAGUUACGGCACCAUGGGCCAGUCUGAACCGACACAAGUCAUUCUGCAAGACCCGCCAACACUGCGAGUGCCUCCUCGGCCUGAGUAUCUCCAGGAGGUGGGCAGAGAGUUGAUCAUCCCUUGUGAAGCCAUUGGAGACCCCACUCCAAACAUAACAUGGAGCAAGAUUGGCCCAACUCCUCGCUCUCCGUUCACUGUGUUGGCUAAUGGCUCCCUCCUGCUGCAGCCACUCAGUAAAGAUCACCAUGGGGGCUGGGAGUGCCUGGCCUCUAAUCAUGUUGCGACUGUCAGUGUGGGCACUGUGGUCAUGGUGCUGGGCACCAGUCCUCAUGGUGCGUCCUCAGUAUCUGUCACCACGGAGAUGAACCAGGCAAACGUGUCCUGGGUGCCUGGCUUUGAUGGUGGAUACACCCAGAAGUUCACAGUGUGGGUCAAGCAGGCGUCCAGGGGGAAACACGAAUGGGCGUCCUUGCCUGUUCCCACAUCCAAAAACUACCUGCUGGUGACCGGGCUUCUUGCUGGCACAGGCUAUCAGUUCAGUGUCCUACCUCAGAAUAAACUUGGCUCUGGACCUUUUAGUGAAAUCGUUUCUGUGCGAACACAAGCUGUGCCAACAGAAGCACCUACAGCUGUCACCACUCUCCCAAUCCUGGAUCCUCCCAUACUCCUGUCAGUUAACUGCACUGGACAAGGUGUCCUCCUUCAGUGGUCGCCUCCAGAGGCUCCAUCCUCUCCACUGACAGGCUAUGUCCUACAGGCCCGCAGAGAUGAAGGCCAGUGGGUCAUCCUCAGCAGCAACAUCAGUGCCAACCAGAGUGAACUACUUUUACAAGGAUUGCUAAGGGACUCCAAUUAUGAUUUGCGGCUGAUGUCUCGCAGCAACAAAUUACUCAGUGAACCCAGUGAGUCUGUCAAUGUAUCCACCAUAGGGAUGGAUAUUUACCCCCUGCGCCCGAGUUUCUUGGAGGUCAUCCCUGAGCCCCUGUUGGCUGGUGUGUUAGGAGGAGUGUGCUUCCUGUUUGUGGCCAUCAUCCUGUCGUUGGUGACAGCAUGCUAUAUGAGUCACAGGAGACAGCGUAGGCGCAGAAAGAGAAGACAAGAUCUGCCAGCUGCCUUCCAGAAGAACUCAUCUCCAGAAGCUCGCUCGCCUCCUCGCAGCCCAGACAGUGUCCUAAAGCUGAAGCUGUGUCCACCACUUCCCUUCUUCCCCAACUCCUCCUCCUCACAGUCUGAUCGGUCCUCCUUUGAUAAAGGCAGCCGUGGGGAAUACCACGACCAGCGGAAACAACUUUUGUCCAACUCGUCUCCACCACCUCAUUACACACUCUUUGAGAGUCACCUGGGGUCUCAGGACCCCUCUCCAACUACUCUGGAGUCUAUUUCCAGAGGCCCAGAUGGACGCUUCAUUGUCCAACCACUGCCAGAGGGUUCCAGUCCCUCUAAUAAGAAAAACUUGAAGAAGGAUGUCCUGCAAGGUAAUGGUGCAGCAAGUGGCUCAGGGAGCAACCGGACAUCAUUCAGGGACUCUCCAAAGUCAAGCAUCUUAAGCUCAGAGAAGGACGAGAGGAAGGAUUCUCCUCUCACUGUGGACGUCCCAGAGCUCAGCAGGCCUCCUCCCUCUCCUGGUAGAGUACGGGCCAUGGCCAGAAACUUCUCCCGUCAUGGCUGCUUUUACUCUGAUGACGAACAAGGCUCAGAGGCCCUGCUGGAAAGAGCCAGCUUUUAUUCAGACAACAGCGAGAAAAAACCUAGUGAUUCUCUCCGGAGAUACCGCAUGGCGGGCCACAAUGAAGAUCUGUUCCCCAGUCUGGGCAGGAGAACAAAGCUUCUGGAUAGAGACAGAGACAGGCUUCACCAUUUGGGCUACAAGCCUAUGGAAAGUCAGCUGACUAAUAACAGCACCUUGGUCUCACAACUAGACAGUGAGCUGGAAAGGGAUAGUAUCAACAAGUGUGUCCAACUGGCAAAGGAAAGGGAGGAAAUGGAGAGAGAGCUAGAGAGCUAUACAAAUGAUCAGAGAAGCCGUGGUCGUGGAAGAGAUGAGCGACAGUCUGUUACGACAAAGAGCCCUCAAAGGGAUGUGCCCAAGUCAGAGCAAGAGCCAGUAUGGAAACCACAAGAUGUCACUAUCAGACAGAAACACAGGCCUUCAGGCCAGACAAGCCGGGUAUCUGACUAUCGGAGGGCGUGCUACUUUGGGAACACCAGCAGUCCCAUGGACCGGCUCCCUACGUCUCGCAUACAGUGGGAUAUUAGCCCUGUUACCUCUGUCACCAGCCUCAUUCCUGUACAGAGCCCCCGGGAGACCCUGGGAUCACCCAGGUCACGGCAUCCUCGCUCAUUUAGGGAGACCUCGGAGGACUCUCUUGCUGUUGAUUCAUCACGCUCACCUGUCACCCAAAACACCUCCCUGCCCAUGCUGUCCCCUGACAUCACCUCAAAAAGCCCACCUGUUCUGUGUUUAGAAACCCCAGGCAGAGCCAGGUCAUUGAGUCCUCUGGGUGAUCCAGAUAUAUGCAGGAAGUCCGUGACUGACCGGGACUUGCGGGAAAAGACACAGGACGGAGGUGUUGUUCCCAGGUCCAGACAUUCAUAUGCAUAUGCAGGCUCUCAGCCCUGGGACUCAGCUGCCAGAAGUCCUUCAGGUGACAGUGAGCGGCCUGAAAGCUCAGCUUCUGUACCAUAUAAUCAACCUGAGAGAACUGCAGACUAUACAGCCACAAGGGAUCCCAGUCCCUCUAGUUAUUCUACUUUACCCUAUGAACAUCAUGAUGUAGGGGCAAAGGCCAAAGACAGAGAGACUCAGGGUCGGGAUGAGCGACGGAGUUCAGGGUUUUACUCUGAGUUAGAAAGGGAGGGGGUCCGAGCACGCUCCAGAAGGAGUGACAAAUGUCUUUUCUCCGACAGUCCUAGCCCUAUUUCAACACUGACUCUUGUAGAAGAGGUCGAGACCGACCAGUCCCAAUUUUCUGUGCCCAGAAUGUCAGAGUCCUUCAAGGCCAAGCCUGUGGCCCCAUCUCCCAAAAUGUCCCCACUGCAGACAAGUGCAAUUCUUGAGUACCUGAGCCUUCCAGGUUUCAUUGAAAUGAGUGUGGAUGAGCCUGUGGAAGAAGCUGAAGUCACAGACACCGCUGGACAGAGUUCAGCACAAAAUCCAGAACAAUCUGUGGUGGCUAAGCCUGAUGUCGUUCCUAAAAACUGGGAGGUUCAUGUGGAAGAAAACCAGGAAACAGACUCGAACUCAAAGGAGCUAGAGAUUCUUCACUUAGAGUAA
Molecule: messenger RNA, 4113 nt
Organism: Toxotes jaculatrix (banded archerfish)
Lineage: Eukaryota; Metazoa; Chordata; Actinopteri; Toxotidae
Gene: igsf9b
Product: immunoglobulin superfamily, member 9b
Exons: 17
Coding region: 1-4113 (1370 amino acids)
Biological process (GO): cell-cell adhesion
Molecular function (GO): protein binding
Source: RefSeq, a predicted model, not a curated record